This is a messenger RNA of Gavia stellata (red-throated loon), 606 nucleotides long. RefSeq names its product activation induced cytidine deaminase (gene AICDA). The record is from RefSeq and is a predicted model, not a curated record. Gene Ontology annotation, molecular function: RNA binding; zinc ion binding; cytidine deaminase activity. Gene Ontology annotation, cellular component: P-body; cytoplasm; nucleus. The annotation marks the transcript as partial. The transcript has 4 exons. Gene Ontology annotation, biological process: defense response to virus; negative regulation of single stranded viral RNA replication via double stranded DNA intermediate; cytidine to uridine editing. Lineage: Eukaryota; Metazoa; Chordata; Aves; Gaviiformes; Gaviidae.
CUUGUCUUCUCCUGCAGCCUCCUGAUGAAGAGGAAACUCUUCCUCUACAACUUCAAGAACCUGCGCUGGGCCAAGGGCCGGCGUGAAACCUACCUCUGCUACGUUGUGAAGCGCCGUGACAGUGCCACAUCGUGCUCCCUGGACUUUGGUUACCUACGCAAUAAGAUGGGUUGUCACGUCGAGGUGCUCUUCCUGCGCUACAUCUCAGCCUGGGACCUGGACCCGGGCCGCUGCUACCGCAUCACCUGGUUCACCUCCUGGAGCCCUUGUUACGACUGCGCCCGACACGUGGCCGACUUCCUGCGCGCCUACCCCAACCUGACCCUCCGCAUCUUCACGGCGCGCCUCUACUUCUGCGAGGACCGCAAGGCAGAGCCUGAGGGUCUGAGGCGCCUGCACAGGGCAGGGGCCCAAAUUGCCAUCAUGACCUUCAAAGAUUACUUCUACUGCUGGAACACGUUUGUGGAGAAUAGGGAAAAGACAUUCAAAGCCUGGGAAGGGCUGCAUGAAAACUCCGUCCAUCUGUCCAGGAAACUUCGACGGAUCCUCCUGCCACUGUACGAAGUAGACGAUUUACGAGAUGCCUUUAAAACUCUGGGACUUUGA